AUGUUGUUUUAUAUUGCUUAUUUUUGUGAUAAACAAAACUUCAUCAAAUGCGAGAAUAUCAUUGUUCCUCUUAGAGCCCUCACUCGCCAUCCUGGCUUGGAUGUAUGUUUUUUGAAAAAGAAACGUUGGCAAAUAGCGCUGUUGGCCAAUAUUGGGUUUAUCAUUGCUUUUGGAAUUCGCUGUAAUUUUGGUGCUGCAAAGGGGCGUAUGAUAAAUAAUUUUACCGAUCCAUUUGGCAAUAAUCACGGUGUAAGUUAUCCUGCAAUGCAUGGUGUCUGGAGACACUGGGCGCCACCAAUGGAGCGAUCGAAGCUUGCAACAACGACAUUCACUGGUGGAUACCUCGGUGUGAUGAUUGGCUUACCGCUUUCGGCUUAUCUCGUUUCAUACAUCGACUGUGCGCCAUCUCCUGAAAAAAGCAAAUCGAUCUCGGAUGAUGAGAAACGCUUCAUUGUCGAACAGCUUGGACAAAUUUCUUCAUCACCAGCAACGCUAACAACAAUUCCAUGGAAGCAAAUUUUGCUCUCGUUACCUGUGUGGGCUAUUGUUAUUAGCAAUUUUUGUCGUUCCUGGACAUUUUUCCUGUUGUUGGGCAACCAGUUGACCUACAUGAAGGAUGUGCUGCAUGUUGAAAUACACAACGUAACAUUUUAUUUCAAUUUUUUACUAGUACCAAUGGCCGAUCAUGGUGGUUUGAUUUCAUCUUUACCGCAUGCUUUGAUGUCGGUGGUGGUGUUGGCAUCUGGACAGUUAGCUGACUAUCUUCGCUCUACUGGUAAAAUGUCAACUCAGAUGGUCCGUAAAGUCUUUAAUACACUUGAAAUUAAGCAAAGUGAAAAGAAAAGUUUAAGCAUCGGCUAG
This is a messenger RNA of Gongylonema pulchrum, 861 nucleotides long. Lineage: Eukaryota; Metazoa; Nematoda; Chromadorea; Rhabditida; Gongylonematidae. The record is from the annotation of a GenBank genome assembly.